Molecule: messenger RNA, 3383 nt
Organism: Cyprinus carpio (common carp)
Lineage: Eukaryota; Metazoa; Chordata; Actinopteri; Cypriniformes; Cyprinidae
Product: ras-GEF domain-containing family member 1B-A-like
Exons: 16
Coding region: 290-1882 (530 amino acids)
Biological process (GO): positive regulation of GTPase activity; Ras protein signal transduction
Cellular component (GO): plasma membrane
Molecular function (GO): guanyl-nucleotide exchange factor activity
Source: RefSeq, a predicted model, not a curated record
UCAAGUUGCUUUAAAUGAGCUCGACUCCACUGCGCUCGCGAGCCGCUCUAUGCAGACACAGGCGCUCUUGACUAGACAAAGACAAUGAGCUGUCACACAUUUACAAUGAAUCCUAUGAGUUCAGUGUCAAAGAAAUGCUGAAAGGAAAGUCCAAGGAGCGAAAAAUCGGUCUGUUGUGCUGUAGGAAACCGCUGCUGGAACAAGACUACCUGUGGGCACUUUCGUGAGAGUAACAGGAGCCACCCGCGGCGUCUUCAAUCUACCGGUGAAACACACAACACACAUUUAUAUGGCAAAGUUCCUCGCCGAGCUGCUGGGAUGUACACUGCCCGAGAAAGGAGCAUCUCCAAUGUUCGAGUGCAGGAGUCAGCCGCACAUCGGACUGAGGCAUGUCACCAAACAGCAGCCUACCAUAUUUGGAACACUGAUUGAAAAACCGCUGGGGGAUCACAAUGCAGACAAAAUGCCUCAGACGCCACCCUUUCCAACAAUGUAUGGCUCUAAUGGCUACAACAAGAAUCUCUAUAAGGCAAAGGAAGAGGACUAUGAAGGCCUGUAUUACCAUGACAACAACCUGGUGUCAGGGUCCUUGGAGGCUCUAAUUGAGCACUUGGUCCCUACGGUGUCUUACUAUCCUGAUAGGACGUACAUCUUCACAUUCCUGCUCAGUUCCCGUCUCUUUAUUCACCCAUAUGAGCUGAUGUCCAAAGUGUGCCAUUUGUGUGUGGACCAGCAGAGACUCACUGAUCCUCAGGCUGACAAGGCAAGAGUCAGGAAAAUUGCUCCCAAGAUCUUGCAGUUGCUGACUGAGUGGACAGAGACAUUUCCCUAUGACUUCAGGGAUGAGAGGAUGAUGAAGAGCCUGAAGGAACUAACACAUCGUCUGAGUACUGGAGAUGAACUCUAUCGUAAGGCUGUGCAACAGAUGACCCAAACACUGAUCCGUAAGCUCACCACACUGAGUCAGUACGAGGAGGCUCUGGCCAAGAUUAACUCCUCUGUGACCGACAGACUAACAGUGCUAAAGACCAAACCUCAGUCCAUCCAGAGAGACAUUCUGACCAUCUGCAGCGACCCCUUCACCCUGGCACAGCAGCUCACACACAUUGAACUGGAAAGACUGAGCUACAUCGGCCCAGAGGAGUUCAUUCAGGCGCUUGUUCAGAAGGACCCUCUUGAUAACGACAAGAGAUGCUUUAGUGAUCACAAAAAAGCAAGUAACCUGGAGGCUUAUGUGGAGUGGUUCAACAGGCUCAGCUACCUGGUGGCGACGGAGAUCUGCAUGCCGGUAAAGAAGAAACAUCGGGCUCGAGUCAUUGAGUUCUUCAUCGACGUGGCACGAGAAUGCUUCAACAUUGGCAACUUCAACUCGCUCAUGGCCAUCAUAACUGGGAUGAAUAUGAGCCCAGUGUCGCGCCUCAAGAAGACCUGGAGCAAAGUCAAAACCGCCAAAUUUGAUAUACUGGAGCACCAGAUGGAUCCCUCUAGCAAUUUCUACAACUACAGAACAGCGCUGCGUGGAGCCACUCAGAGAUCCAUCACUGCUCACAGUAGCAGAGAGAAGAUUGUUAUCCCUUUCUUCAGUCUCUUGAUUAAAGACAUUUACUUCCUCAAUGAAGGAUGUGCCAGCAGGCUCCCGAACGGACAAGUCAAUUUUGAGAAAUUCUGGGAGCUGGCCAAACAAGUGAUGGAGUUCAUGACAUGGAAGAAGGUGGAGUGUCCUUUUGACAGAGACCGCAAGAUUCUGCAGUAUCUCCUGACCGCACCAGUCUUCAGUGAAGAUGCUUUGUAUCUGGCGUCAUAUGAGAGUGAAGGACCAGAGAACAACAUGGAGAAAGACCGAUGGAAAUCUCUCAGGUCAUCUUUGCUGAACAGGACAUAAUCCUGUGAGGAGCUCAAAAUCAAGUGAACAUUGACAAGCAGGCUGUCCCCCUUUUGCCCCCUCCAAAAGUGAGAAGUAUCCCUGUUUUUCAAGGGAGAUGACAAUCCAUAUUUUGCUGAACGGUGCAUAUUUAUGUUGGAAAGAGCAGCUUCUUUUUACAAGGCCCUUCUCUUUUUGUCUUUCAUACUGGAUAUUUCAGGCUUUUCAUCUCUUUGUGCAGACUUUUGUACUCCUUUUCCCCCCUCUUUAAAACAUGAUUUGAGCAGAAAAAAAAUGUCCCUCGACUACAAACCAAUCUGUGUUGGCGUUCUUCUCUGUUGACUUUAAGAGUUUGCUGCUGGUUGGCAAACUCCAUUGGCACAGGUUGGGAAAGGGGGGGGGGGGGAUGAUAAACCAGCAUUAUGUGUACUGGGUUCCAGUACUGUGUAUUUUUAUUGUACAUGAAGCAUUAAUUUAAGUAUAGAUUUAUGUUGUCACUAUUUUUUGAUAUUGUGUUUGUCCAUUUUUUUUAUGCAUAUGAGAUGUAAUGCAUUGCUUUAACCUCUGUGAGUGAACACUGAUGUGUGUGUGAUAAACCCCCUGAGGGUUGCCGGAUGCACUGGAUGCUACUAUGAAUAAAGAUGUCAAUUCCUUUCCCUUGUAAGCUCUUUUGUGGUAAUUCUGCAGCAUUAAGCUCCCCCAUCCCUUUUUUGUGUCAAGGCUUUGCUGUAGACAUAUAUUGACUGUUGAUGGAAAGACAGUGUUCGUUUGUCAGUGUUACAGUUGUAAUGCUGUUUCUUACACAGUGGAGGUGAUAUUUAUAGAAGGACCGCUCACUGUGUGUCAGACAAUUCUCCCAAGUGCUGCUGUACAGGCACACUCUUGGCCACAGCCAGUGGUGAAUGGUGUUAUGUCGCCCUCUGGUGGUGGAAGGGAAAAUACACCACGUUCUAGAGGGACAGUGUUGUUCUCAUCAGGGAGGAGCUGAUUACAUGAAGGCUUAUCAUACCUGUGGUAGUUGCGAUUUGAGUCCAUUUGUAGGAUGUAUUAGAUUUUAUUACUGUUAUUUUAUUAAUGUUUUCUAUUUUCCUUUGAUUUUAUUUAUUGGCCUCAAAAGUUUCUGUAGCUGUCCUGUUUUUGUCUGCAUCGUUUUCAAAUAUUUUAAAGAUAUUUACAGGCUUUAUUAUAUUCUGUUAUUUUGUACUAGGUACAUGUUUUAUAGUAAUUAGAUAUUGCUCUAUCUAAUAUUUUAUAAUGUUUUUAAAAGUUUGUAUGCGGAAAAACUAAUAUUUGAAGGUACUAGCACAUAAUAUGAAGUUAAUGUAUGUCAGUCUACCCUUUUUCCUUAUUGGAAACUUUUCACAAAUGCAUACAUUCUUUUCUAUGUAAAUAUCAUGUCUUUUUCUCCACUCCGUGUAUUGGUGUGUGUUUUGAUUGUUGGGGCAGAUUAUAGAACCUCAUGAAUAGUGGUGUGGAGUGAACAGGGAAAAAAAGAGGAAUUAAAGAAUGCCAAUAAAAUGAA